UGAUGCCCUGACACCAGCAAACACACACAGCAGGCUUACUGAGGAGCAACAUCCCACAUAAGGUAGGCCAGCAUGGCCUCUUUCCUCUUGUGUGCAUCCAAUACUAACACUGUGCCUCCGUCCUUUAUUUACAAAUAUUGCCUAAUCUGCCCUAGUUAUCCCAAAGCUCUUUUAUUCCUGGUAAUCCUGGUGCAUUCCCAGUGGUUGAACACUGUUCCACUGCCCAGCUUGGCACUGUAACACUACUUGCAUUGGGGCUCAGUCUGUUCGGAGAGAGAGGCGCUUUAUGUGAAAGGCGAGAAGAGGAGCAGGAUUUAAAGUUUUACACGGUGUGAGAGCAUCCAUAUCAAUGAGGACACCUGGCAUGGCGCUUUUUAAACAGCUGCUUGUGGAGGACUUCUAUGACAUUGGAGAGGAGCUGGGAAGCGGUCAGUUUGCAGUGGUUAAACGUUGCACAGAGAAGAGCACGGGCCUGGAAUAUGCCGCCAAGUACGUUAAGAAGCGCCAAAGCCGCGGCAGCAGACGCGGCGUGAGGCGGGAGGCGAUCGAGAGGGAGGUGGACAUCCUGAAACAGGUCCAGCACGCCAACGUUGUAGCACUUCACGACGUCUACGAGAACCGCACGGACGUGGUGCUCAUCCUGGAGCUCGUUUCUGGUGGAGAGCUGUUCGAUUUCCUGGCUCGCAAGGAGUCGCUUUGUGAAGAGGAGGCCGCUCAGUUUAUUAAACAAAUCCUGGAUGGAGUCCAGUACCUUCACUCGAAAAGGAUUGCACAUUUUGACUUAAAGCCUGAAAACAUAAUGCUGCUGGACAGAAAUGUUCAUCUACCCCGCAUUAAAAUCAUCGAUUUCGGACUGGCACAUAAAAUGGAAGACGGAUCAGAUUUUAAAGACAUUUUUGGAACCCCUGAGUUUGUUGCUCCAGAGAUAGUUAACUAUGAGACCUUGGGGUUGGAAGCAGACAUGUGGAGCAUUGGUGUCAUCACAUAUAUACUCUUGAGCGGCGCAUCGCCUUUCCUCGGCGACACGAAGCAAGAGACGUUAGGCAACAUCUCCGCCAUGAACUACGAGUUCGACGAGGAGUUCUUCAGCAACACGAGCGAGCUGGCCAAGAGCUUCAUCAGGCAGCUGCUGGUGAAGGACACGAGGAAACGCAUGAGCAUACAAGAAGCCCUCAACCAUCCUUGGAUUAAGAAGACCUGUGGCCGCCCGCCAGACAUCGCCGUCCUGGAAGCUGAGCAGCUUAAGACCAAGCGCUUGAAGGAGUACACCCUGGAAUCCCACUCCAACAUGUGCCAGAACAACACGUACGCCAACUUUGAGCGUUUCUCCCACGCGGUGGAGGACAUUGGGUCGAUGGAGAUGGGGGUGGCGCAGGUGGCGGGGGCCCCCCACACCCUGCAGGGGGACCUGGAGGCAUUGCUGGCCAUCUUCAAUGAUAAAGAAGCCUGGUUCGAAAAGGAGAAGGAAACCGCCAGAAAGCAACUCUCUCAAAUCCGCUGUGAUUUUCACAAAAUGGAGAUCACCAGGAGGCUGCUGCAGGAAGACUUGACGGGCGUGGGGACCACCCUGGACAGCGUCAGCGGGAAGUACCAGCAGAGGCAGAGUCACCUGGACACGCUCAGGCAGGAGCUGACCUCGGAGCUGCAGUGGCUGCAGGAGGUGAUGGGCUCUCUGCAUCUGCAAGGAGCAGCAACACUGGAGGAGCUGCUGCGUCCCGAGACCCAACAGGCCCUCACAAAGUCAACUUAAUAUGAAUUAUUUGGAAGCACAUCCCUUGAAUCGAAUACAGUCAUGGGAAUAUUCAGUAUGUGUCUACAUGCUGACUACACAUAAGUUCAAAUGAAAGCAAGUAUGCUUUGCAGCUGUAACACAGACUUCUGGGAGGACGUUGAGCAAUAUGUUGGCGUGAGAGGUCACAGCUCACAGAGUUCUUCUUCUCCAAUCACAUCCAAACAUGCCUCCAUGGAUCUUUGUGUACUAGGGCACAGAAACAGACCCUUCCCCUAACUUCCCACACAACGGGAACAUUGAUUUAUGUAGGGAUUAUAGGAGUCCAGCCCCAGCGGAUAAAUAUUGGAUUGUCAUAAAUAUUUCUUGGAGCUUGAUGUUUAAGCGAGCUCGAUUAAUGUUGGCUCGAAUUUGAUAGAUUUUGGCAAGUAGAGGCAAUAACUUAUUUGCCUUCACUGUGUUGUGAAAAUGAGGCCAUAAAUGAAGCUUUUUAAUGGAAUGUAUUGGAACAACAUUUUUUUUUCAUUCCAUUUUAUUAUGUUGCUUUAAUUUGUUACUUUCCUCUUAAAGAGCACUUUUAUCGACGGCAUAUUUAUUUAAUUAUUUUUGUAUUAUUUGAAUUUCGUAUUUUCUUGGUUAUUUUUUUGAAAACC
Molecule: messenger RNA, 2382 nt
Organism: Nerophis ophidion (straightnose pipefish)
Lineage: Eukaryota; Metazoa; Chordata; Actinopteri; Syngnathiformes; Syngnathidae
Product: death-associated protein kinase 2-like
Exons: 10
Coding region: 350-1750 (466 amino acids)
Biological process (GO): protein phosphorylation; positive regulation of apoptotic process; intracellular signal transduction
Cellular component (GO): nucleus; cytoplasm
Molecular function (GO): protein serine/threonine kinase activity; ATP binding
Source: RefSeq, a predicted model, not a curated record